AUGCAGAAGAAGACAACUAAUUGGUCCGUCCAAAAAAUGACUGGGAGCGAGGGGAUAUUGAAAGGGGAUGUUACCAUGUUCCUCUCGCUGAAAGAUGGGAAAAAUCACCGUUGUCAGUUCCAUACGUUAUACAAGUAUGUUUUUAAGUUUUUUUCUCGAAGUAAUAAUAUUAGAGAACAGUUUAAGACACCACGACGUCGGCGGUGGAGAAAACGUCACUUUAAACUAAAGCGCGAUCACGAUCCAAACUUGCUCUGACGUUAUCUUUCGUUGUCACACUUGGGCUUUAGUAAAAGGCCUAAACUAAGUUCAACAGAAUGUAAAACAAACUUUGCCAUAGUAAAACUCAUUUGUUGACGUUCCAGACGGUUUCUUGAUUUACCUCGAAUUUCGGGAAUAAUAGGCUCUUUGCAUGAUUUGAUCACGCGAUCAACUUUCGGUAAACACGAAAACAGUUCGCUUUUGAAAAACUUUGUUAGCACAAGCUGAAAGAGCAUAUUAAAAUUAGGUAACCUGAGAAUUUUCAGCCGUAUAUCUCAAAAGUAGCGAUUGCAACGGCCGCCGAAAGUUAGAAGCAUUUGUAUGAGAAAAAGAACUUUUGCCAUCCAAUCACCUUGCAUCGUGAAAAGCGGGUCCUACCACACCAGACCAGAAAACCACGCGAACGACUUUGAGAAAGUCUAAUUCAGGGGCACCCAACGACGGUUUCCUCCGAAGUGCAUUGAAAGUCUUUUAGGCUAUCCAGAGUACUUUUAGAUCUCUAGAAAUGCCUUCUAGGCGGCGCUAUAAAAUUUAUAUCUGUUUGGUCAUCCUAGGAGAAUUUGAGGCUUUUCGAAAUUACAAGGGCUUCAGUGAUAUUUUCCUGAAAAUUUUAGAUGCACUUGAAAGUUUCCCGAAUGUGAGAAUUUUUCCCUUUCCUCUCUCCAUCAAAUUUUUGAAUCCGAAAAUUUUAGGUUUCCUUUUUCUACGAAAAUUAGCCUAACACAAGUGGUAAAAUAAGAAAAAUUAAACUCCAGAAAAUCGCAGGGAAUUUUUCAGAUAAGCUUCGAAAAUUUUACCUGAAUGGAACACACAUCUUGAAAUUUUUAGCCGUAUUCAAGCAGUAGAAAAUUCUAGUGAAAAUUUGCUUCUCUGAACAGACAUUUUACAGAAAACAGUAGUUGGGUGCCCCUGCAGAUUGCGGGGACGGUGCAAACGUGAGCAGGAAAAAUAGCGCACACUCCACCCAUUAUCUAUAAACGCCUGGAACAGGUUACACGAGUAACUGGUUUAUUUUUGGACCUUUUUGGUCAAACCGAACUUUCAGCGAUCGGUCAAGAGCAUUUAUAUUGGGCUUUGAGCACUUCACGUGGGUGGCACUCUUUAAGUUUAAAAUGGACUUGCGUUACAACACAAUAUGUAUAUAUUUUUUUUCUGCACAGAGCAAAAAAGGCUGUCAAGUUGCCAACGAAAAGCCACUAUGUGGAGCAUCGCCUGGUGAGGACUGACCCGUACUACUGGAGAAAUUCAACUGGAUGA
This is a messenger RNA of Porites lobata, 1518 nucleotides long. Lineage: Eukaryota; Metazoa; Cnidaria; Anthozoa; Scleractinia; Poritidae. The record is from the annotation of a GenBank genome assembly.